UUGGAGGAGACAUGCAGGCUCUCAUCCUACUGAUAGCAGUGGCCUCUCUCCUUCCACCCAUUACCAGUCAGACUUGUAAAUUACUAGAGCAAUCGCUGGAUCCAUUGCAGAAGGGACCGGAUGAUGUCACUGUGAGGAGGGUGGAGCUGAACGGAACAGACAACGCGAGCUGCCUCAACGCCAACAGAGAGCAAGACUCACCACCGUGUCGUACCAUAGAGUUUGCCCUUCAGCCGACGUUAAACGUGGAGAACCGAUCAGUGACAGAGAACCUGACCAUAUACGUUGGAGCAGGGAUUUACAGGCCUGCCAACCAGGACGCUAUAGGCAUCAUUGACUCUAGGAACGUUCAACUCAUUGGGGCUGGAGUAGGCCAGACUGUGUUUUGGUGUGGGUUGUAUGGAGAGGAAGAUACUGCGUGCUCCUACAUGAACUUCCAGAUACGAAACUCCAAAUACGUAUAUCUGAGUAACAUGACGUUCACUCGCUGUGGACCCAUCACUUCGGCCGUCUACAUCUCCAGCUCCGAUUAUGUGGUCGUCAAAGAUUGUCAAUUCCGCGACAACAUCUCCCCACCUCUCCUGGUCCACAACACGUCUCCCUUCGUCCUCUAUCGGACCACCUUCACCAACAACCACCCCCAGGAACUCAAUGAAUCAGUCACUUCAGACACCUGCUACUCUUCUGGUGGAGUCGACAACUUUUUCCUCGACAAUCGGACGUCGUCUGGCGGACUCUCGCAAUACUCUGAGAAUGGGCCAACUCUGUUGUACAUUGAGCGGUGCGUUUUCGUGGAUAAUAAUGCCAGACCUGAUGACACGGUCUCUCUACCGAGGCAGUCGAAGGGAUAUGGACACGGUGCUGCAGCAAACAUCAGGCUCUCCAACAGCUCAAAUGGUCAGGUGUGCAUAAAGAGUUGUGAGUUUGAGGACAACCAAGCUGAGGCACAGGCUGGCGCUGUUGGGCUGACUGUGGGAGGACCCUCCACUAGAAACAACAUUGAGCUACUCAACUGCACAUUUUUCAACAACUCCUGUACUCUGGACAGGUGCACCGGUGGUGCCAUUGGUAUCGACUUCUUUGCUGACACCGCCUUCAACGAAAUUCUGAUUAAGGAGUCUGAAUUCAUUAGGAAUAAUGCCAGAGAUGGAAUGGGCGGGGCUAUUUCGCUCUCAACCACAGUCAAUGUGGUGACUAAAGAUGGAUUGUCAGACACACUUUUGUUGGAAGGAUGCUUGUUUAGUCAGAACCAGGCAUUUUACGAUGGCACGGCUGUGGGUGUGUUUUCUCUUACUCACACCGACCAGGUUGGACUCCCUGUCAACAUUACUGACUGUCACUUCCUGAACAACAGUGCAACUCGAGGUAGUGCUGACAGUACAGCGCUAACUGCCUACAGAGUCCUCCUCACGUUCAAUGGAAACUCAUCUUUUGUGAACAACUUUGGAGGUGGGAUGUCGCUCCUGGGAUCUCGAAUGGACGUCCAGGGAGAGGUCAACCUGGACAGAAACUUUGCUGUGUUUGGAGCCGGUAUUGCCAUGACUGGAAGGAGCCUGCUGCUCCUGUUUGAAGGUGCGGUCCUCAGUUUCACUAAUAAUGUGGCAGUAGACGAGGGAGCUGGGCUGUAUGUGGAGUACACAUCCGCUGAUUUUGUCCUGGCUAUUCUAAAUAGAGGCUGCUUCAUACAGUACUUCAGUCAACUGAUCGACGUUCCUCCUAAUGAAUGGAAAGCCACAGUUAGGUUUGUCAAUAACAGUGCUGGCAUAGCUGGGGCUGCGAUAUAUGCAAACGAUAUGUCGAGGUGCAGAUGGCUGGGCCCUACCAACUACACUACUUUUAUUUUCAACACACCAAGUGACUAUAAAUCACCGUUCAUUAUGGAGAACAACACACUUGAUCGUUCCAGCUCCAAAGAUACUCGACUGGCAACUGAUGCCUCUACUUUCUUUGCUACAACAGACUAUGGAGAUAGCCCCAUGGUUGGAUACGGGGAGACUGUGUCAUUUCAUCUAAACUCGACUGACCAGUUCAGCAACUUCAGGGAAUCAGUAUGGACCUUUAAGACUGCGUAUCAAGACCAGAGUUUGGGUGCUCUUUCCACCAAUGAGACUGUGUUUGAGUACGUGGUGCCUGGAAGGGGAGACAGAGACAGUGUCAACAUCUCCGCAAACUUCUCUCUUAUCGGAGGACAGACCUCAGUUUCGAGUGUACUGCUCCAGGUCCAGGGCUGUCAUCCGGGCUAUAUGUUGCAAGAGAAGACGCAGACCUGUGUCUGUGAUUUCAGCAGCAGUAUCAUUGUCCAGUGUGAUACUGCUAACAGAUACUUUUAUGCCAGGGAUGGAUACUGGGUUGGUGUGAAGUCCAAAUCCUCGGCUCUCAUAUACUCCACAACUGUGCCGGGUUUUCUCAACUGCACACGGCAGGGAGCCCUCCCCGGCUGUGAGAUAAGAUAUGACAGCCUCGAGGAUCAGUGUGCUCAGGGGAGGCAGGGAACACUGUGUGGUGAUUGCAAAGAGGGUUAUGGAGUCACUUUUGACCUUCGUUUCUGCCGUCGUUGUGGUGCUGGAGGGAUUGUUCUCUUUGUCUUCAUUUGUAUAAUGACGGUUAUAGUAUCUCUACUGAUUCUAUUCUACAAUCUCCCUCUACCCGAUGAGCUGAAGGGGUUUGUCUUCUUUGCUCAAGUGAUUGGUCUUAUCUACCGCAAUGCCCCCUACCUUGUGGGUCAGAAUGAUAGUAAUGCUCUUUUUGAUACACUGGGUUUCUCACUACCGUUCCAACUUUGCCCAGCUGAGAACAUUCCCGCUUUUGGCAUAGCUCUGCUGGGAUUUGUUCCACCUCUCCUCGCCACCUCUGUUGCCAUCAUCUAUAUAUUCUUUGCAAAGAGGUCCAAGUACCUGAGUGAGAGGCAGUCUUUCAACGGCUUCCACUUUCUCUAUGUGUUUGUGUACAAAUACUUCCUCGAUACAUCCUUCAUCUUCAUCAGCUGCACACUUUUGGGAGAUAACUAUGUGUUCUUGUAUCAGGCACGAUGCAGUGUUUUGAGUAUCCAUUUGUGCUGCUGUUCACCGUUGGUCUGCUGUUUCUACUGGGGCUGGGAGUGAUCCUGCCGUCUCUCUUGCUCUAUCUCCUCUACAGACCUGGAGUAUGUGUACCUCUGUGCACGCUAUAACACACAUGAUGUUGGCUACAGCAUCCAUGUACACUCAUUUCCUGAUCAACACUGUCUUGUAAGCACAUUCUACACCCGGCAGCUUUCUUAGAAAAAAAGUGUUGUCCUAGGUGUCGUUGAUAAUCACUUGCCUUGUGAUUACACCCCGUGAUUAAUGGUACUCUGUCACAGAAACAUGUGCAAGCAGCUGAUGCUCUGUCGCGAGGGCUCAAGACCAGAAGACGCUACCGCUGGUAUGGAGUCUGGGACGUCUGGCGUCGCAUUCUCUUUGUUGCUGCCAACCUCUUCAUAUCCGUCACAACCAGAAACAUUGUACUACUGAUCCACUGUCUUCUAAUACUGACGUGUCUCUCCAUCGUCUGCUUUGUAAAGCCCUACAAGAAGGCCCACAUCAACAUCUCAGAAGCCAUCAUACUCUUCUGCCUCUUUGGGGCGACCCUGGCAAUUUUAGAUGACGAGGAUGUGAAUGUAGGAAUCAACACCAGCAUUGUGUUUGCUGUUCUUCCUUACAUCUAUGCACUGGUGUACAUUGUGUAUAGAGUGGCAAAGACCCUUGGAAAAUACAUUUGGAAUAAAGCAGAGAAAAGUGAAUCAGAGAAAGUAAAGACAAGGGUGGAUAUGUUUAUUGCUAAGUAUAAACGCCUCAAGGAGAGCAAGCCAUACGGUAUGGUGAUGGCUGUCGUUGACAUGGUAACAGAGGAGGAACGUACCACAUCAAGGGAAACAACUCAGACUACUGAGCAGGGUGGCAGGUUAUCAAAAGGUUUAUCGAGAGAGAGGUCCUGUGAGGGAGACACGGAGGAGACGAGGGACAGACUGUGUUGGACCCCAGUGGCAUUGAGCUGCUGUACAGGUCUGGGACUAUUGUUGCUGAGCUCAGGGAGCCUCUACUGGAAGAACAGUAGCUCUUUUAUAGACUUGUAAAAUGUGUGUUCUGUUUAGUGCCGAA
Geodia barretti is the source of this 4118-nucleotide messenger RNA. Lineage: Eukaryota; Metazoa; Porifera; Demospongiae; Tetractinellida; Geodiidae. The record is from the annotation of a GenBank genome assembly.